AUGUCUGAACUAAACUCAAACCCAGAAAUCCUUUUACGUAAGAGAAAGAAUGCUGAUAGAUUAAGAAUCGAAAAGCAAGAAAAUGCUAGAAAGAGACAAGAAGAAAUCUCAAGAAAGAAAAAUCAAAGAAAACAAAAAUUUGUUAGAGCUGAAACUUUAGUUGCAAAAAGUUUAGCUACUAAAAGGGAAUCUGAAAGAAUCAAAAGAGUUUCCAAGAUCGAAAGAGUUAACGCUAUCAGUGAUAGUCAAAAUAGACAGUAUAUUGAAAAAUUGAAUCCAGAAGGUGUCAAAUCAAAAGAGUUAUACAGUGGUAAACCAACUUUAUAUUUCAUUGUUAGAAUAAGUGGACCUCAUGGUGUUAAAAUUCCAACAAAAGUUCAUAAAAUAUUGAACCUUUUGAGAUUAAACCAUAUAAAUACAGGUGUUUUCAUCAAAUUAACUGAAAGCAUCUAUCCAUUAAUCAAAUUGAUUUCUCCAUACACUGUUAUUGGUAAACCAUCAUUACAAUCUGUUAGACAAUUAAUCCAAAAGAGAGCAACCAUCAAUGUUAAAGAUCAGGAAUCAGAUCAAGUUAAAUCAGUUAAAUUAAAUGAUAACAAUGUUGUUGAAGAAAGAUUAGGAGAUGAAGGUAUCAUUUGUAUUGAAGAUAUCAUCCAUGAAAUUGUUUCAUUAGGUGAAAAUUUCAAAACUGUUUCAUAUUUUUUGAAUCCAUUUGAAUUAAACCAUGAUAUAGUUGGUUAUGGUCCUUUAGCUAAAUUGAAAAAAUUAGAAAAAAGAGAAGCUAAAAAACAAAAUAAAACUUUCUCAAACAGUGGAUCUGCUCCAAUCUUGGAAAUUGAUAUUGAUGAAUUUGUUGCUCAGCAAAAUUGA
This is a messenger RNA of Hansenula anomala, 870 nucleotides long. It is a transcript of the gene RLP7, whose product is annotated as Rlp7p. Gene Ontology annotation, molecular function: structural constituent of ribosome; RNA binding. The transcript has a single exon. The record is from RefSeq and is a predicted model, not a curated record. Lineage: Eukaryota; Fungi; Ascomycota; Saccharomycetes; Phaffomycetales; Wickerhamomycetaceae. Gene Ontology annotation, cellular component: cytosolic large ribosomal subunit. Gene Ontology annotation, biological process: maturation of LSU-rRNA from tricistronic rRNA transcript (SSU-rRNA, 5.8S rRNA, LSU-rRNA). Bases 1 to 870 code for a protein of 289 amino acids.